Molecule: messenger RNA, 4514 nt
Organism: Paramacrobiotus metropolitanus
Lineage: Eukaryota; Metazoa; Tardigrada; Eutardigrada; Parachela; Macrobiotidae
Product: tonsoku-like protein
Exons: 6
Coding region: 380-4414 (1344 amino acids)
Molecular function (GO): protein binding
Source: RefSeq, a predicted model, not a curated record
GAAGUGUUAACGUUAUUAUUCUGAUGGUUGUUACGAAAGGGUGUCUUGUAUUCCAGCAUUUAAGAAUUAGUUUCUAUAGAAAAAUGCAAUAAGGUAAUCAAAGUUUAAUACGAGUACGAUCUGUUUGAGUGCUGUCCGUGGUUUGUCAGAUUUUAUGCAGAUUUCAUUGCUUUGGUUGGUAUUCUGAGCUACUCCUAGUGCAUACUGAUUAUUGCUAACAGAUUGGAGUUCGGAGCCGAUGCAAGCACCACAUUUCAUUCUUGUUAACCUUUUGGUCAAAAUCUUUUUCAAAAGGGAGAGAUCCGUCGUCCAAGCCAUCGGUUUCACCCGUUUAACCCGUUAAAAUUGGGAUACACCCGUGGUCGUGGUGCAUGACAAGAUGGUGAAUAAGAGCAUCAAGAGCCAGAUUGAAGCGCUCUCCCGUGAUAAACAGACAAAUCUCAACCGUAGAAACUACAAGGAGGUGGCAGAAAUCUGCAAUUAUCUCGGCGAACUGCUAAGUAAAGAAGGACGCUACGAAGAUGCUAUUAACGAGCACGAAACUGAGCUGGAAAUGUGCGAGAAACUUCAAGACGCACUGGGAAAAGCGAUUGCCAAUCGGAAACUCGGUGAAUGCUACUGUGCCUUGGGGAGCUUUGACAAGGCUCUGGCGUACCAGCAACAGCACUUAGUCAUUGCGCGCGAGCUGGGAAAUGAGUUGGAGCAGCAAAGAGCGCAUGCCACCCUUGGUCGAACGUAUCUGUGCAAAGCAGAAGCUGCGGACGAUGUGCGGGGAGCUUUAGCCAAAGCAGAACAGUCCUUCCAGUCCAGCUUGAGCAUAGCACUAGUUUUGAAAGGCGAAAUUGACUCAGGUGAAUAUUUCGCUAUGGUUGGUCGGCUGUAUCUUAACCUUGGAUUGGUUGCUGAAAUGAGUGGUCAGAUUACACGUGCUAUCAAAUAUCUUCACGAUGCCAGAACGGAAAUCAGUGGAAAAAAGCUGGAAGAUGAGGAACAAAAAUGCCUGUCCACUUUGAGCGCUUUGUACCAGAAAACCGGCAAUGUAUCAUCGGCCCGGGAAUUCGCGGAGAAAGCGUAUGUUCUUAGCAAGCGGCUUAAAGAGAAGUCGGCAUUAGUCGAAUGCCUGCAGCUUCGUGCGGGGAUUUUCAUGGAAUCUGAACAGUUUUCGGAGGCUCGACACUGCCUGAAGCGACUUAUCAAAUCAAAAUUUGCGGAGGCAGAAUGCAAACACAAGGCAAAACGAAUGCUAAAUUCGCUUCCCAAACUCCGGGAGGGCAUUGGCAAACUCAAAAAGUGUGACGAUAAGGUGACGCGCUUGUCUCUUCUUGAAGUAAUUGGAGAUUUGUACUGCGGAUGUGAGUGUUAUUAUACCGGACUACGAUAUUACAAAAAAAUGCUCGAAACUGCCAUUGACUGCGAUAGACCGAACGGCCAGCUAGCAUCGAUAUACGUAUCCCUUGCCCAAACCGCCGCGGAUCUCAAGAUGUACAAAGAAGCGGUGAAAUACUGUUUGGAAGAAGUGAAACUGCGGAUUGAUCCCGUUCAGUUAUGUAAAACGUGGCUGAAUAUAGCAGAUUAUACAUACCGCAGCGAAAGCAACGAUGACCUUACUAUUGAUAUGUACAACAACGCUAUCCGAGAAGCGGAAAAAGCGGAUAAUUCCGGAUUGCUGCUUCAGUGCCUGCAAGAACUGCGUUCCUUGUACCGUUCUUCUGGGGAUGCUGACAAAACCACUGAACUGGACGAUCGUAUACGUCGUCUGCGAAUACGAGUAGAUGCUAGUGAAGACGAUGAUGAUGAAGAACAGACUUCAUCGAGAUCUGCAACACCUGACUUCGACGAUUUGAGCAGUGUUACUGAAUCCGACGAUGAACAAGGGGAAAACGAGGAAGGCCUGCUUCCAAGGAAACGGGGUCAGUACAAAGUCCGGCGGAACGAGAAGGGAGAGACCCCGCUGCACGUGGCUGUAAUCAACGGCAGCUUGAAAAGAGUUCGUCAUCUCAUAAACCAGGGUCAUCCGGUGAAUGAGCGGGAUUAUUGUGGUUGGCUCCCCAUUCACGAAGCUGCCAACCAUAAUCAUUUGGAAAUUGCUAAGCUGCUCAUUGAAAACAAUGCUCUGUUGGAUGAUCAAGGUGGAGGCAGUCAGUGCGAUGGCAUGACGCCGAUUGUGGACGCGGCAAACUGCGGAAAUCUGGACAUGGUCCGGUUGUUGUUCGAUCGCGGUGCCAAUUUACUGAAAAAGGAUAGAUUUGGCAAUACUGUUAUCGAUGCACUCUACGCUUGGAAGAACGGUAACCUGGAUGAAGAUGAUGUGGAGACCAAGAGCAUUUUUGAAAAUUUAAUCGCCGAUUUGCAAGGGGCCAUGCUGCAGUCAGGAGCCAAGCCGAAUGAACUGCGCAACAAAACAGCGGGGAAAUCGGAACCCAAUCAGACUGAUUCCAAAUUACAUAGAUCACAUAAAAGUGGCGAGAAAUUGAAUUCACAUUUUCGCCGUCAGCGAUCUGCGUCACCACAUUUGGACUCCAAUCCGACAGAAAUAUAUCGUGAAGCUAUUGUGGGUAUUGGAAGUUCGCGUCAACGAAAACGGAAACGCAGUCCUUCGCCAAACUUCCAGAAAAUAUCCAAUGACGAUGCGUUAAUCCGAGCGGAAGAUUUUAUUGGUGAUGAUUGGCUGGUUGAAGACGUGAUUACAGCCGAUAAACAGCCGGUCAAUAAAAAUGCCGCAGCGUUGCUGUUUACUUCUGGUUCGCGGCAGUCUCCGAUCGUUUCGAGUAAGAGGCCGGCAGAAGAUCUUGAUAUGCGAGCUGAACCGAAACUGAAGCCUGGAUCACAAGCCUCCACUGUAUCCCAGGACAGUGCUUUUGAAAGAGUGGCUAGAUCGGCUUCAUCUAAAAUUUCGUCGUCCAGACGAACGGUACGUAAUCCUGAUGUGGAAAUUUUGGAGCUCCCAGACGAAGAAGACAAUGACGAUGAGGAACUGGCAACUUUGCCGAUGCAGACGGCGCCCUCCGUACCGGCAAAAGAAAGGAGUUUCGAAUGCGCAGCCACAAUUCAUGUCUGCGGUUCGUCAGUACGAAGAUUGCGAAUACGCAUCCAGGACAUGGUGGUGUUAGUCCCACUGACAUCUGGUUCCGGUAAAACCAUUUCAUGGCUUGCUGAAGAGGCUGCCACUCGAUACGCAGAAGCUAAAGGUUUGCAACCACGCUUGCAGUUAAUGACCAGCGAUGGAGCGGUACUGUCGUUGGCUGACCAAGUCAGCGAUGUUGUCGGUGAGCUCGAGGAAGUUUGCGGAUUACCAACAUCAUGGGAUAUGCCUCCCAUCGGCGAGCGCUACACCAAGGCCUGUCAAGUUACAAAAACCCCGCUCUAUCAAAAUAUUUUGCAAGCUCUUAACAUUGCCGUAGACACGGGGCAGCUGGUGUUGGAUGACCUUUUAGUCGAGCCGAGCUCCAUGGCACCGAUUUUUCGGUCACUGCAAUUCCAGUCCAAUAUCCGACAUUUUUCGUGCGAAGGGUGUUUGCUUAACGAUUUCUCAUUUCCAGUGUUGAACGAAACGUUAGUAACAAUGCCGCAUUUGACCAGUUUAAACUUAUCGUGCGCCAAUAUGACGGAAACGAGUUUGGAAAUCAUUAGAGGAAGCCUCAACCCAACGACACUCGGUUCCGUAAAACCUUUACAAAUGGUCACCAAGUUAGAUCUAAGUCAUAAUAAUUUUUCGAAUGCCGCGAUGAAAAUAGUUGCUGAUAUUUUAACGUCUAUUCCUAAUCUGGAGGAAGUAAAGUUGGAUGACUGUGGAUUUAGUACUGGUUUCCUGGACGACAUUUCUUCCGAAAUUCGUGGUAAACUGGAAAAAUGUGAAAAAUUACGGACGCUGUCGUUUGCCAUGAACCACAUCGGAGCUCAUGGGUUUUUGAAGACUCUAAUGUGUUGCUCGAAUAAUGUAUGGUCUGUGAAUCUGAGCGGAACAAUUCGGGAUGCCUGUGCGCCACCGGCUUGUUUAUACCGUGAAAUCGACAAUAUUUCACGCAGCAUCCGUGAGUUGUCUCUAACCUAUUGCAAACUGGAUAGGAAAUGGCUGCAUGCCUUGUCGCCCUUGUUCAAGAAUUGUUUGGAUCUUAACAAAGUUAGUUUUGAAGGUAAUCGUGAACUGGGUGGCGAAGACGUAAGGUUGAUCUUGCGACUAAUUUUGCGAAAAGAAGUUUCAUGGUCUGCAAUUAACCUGUCCGGGUUGUUGAGCUGCGACGAAUGCUGGCCUUUGUUCCAGUCAAUAGUGGAAAAUUGCCCUUGGGUUAGAGAAAUGAGCAUAACUUUUCAAGAUGCUACGUUCUGCGAGAAGAUGAAAGAACUUUGGAGAACUCUGCGAGGAGAUCGUGUUGUCUGGGAUAAACCAACCGGAACUGUUUUUUGCAUGGUUUAGCCCUGUAUUUGGAUUGGAUUGAAGAACUAUAAAAAUAUUUUAGUAAAUUGUCGUUCGAUACAUUUGUUAAAUGUUUUACCUCAGAGAUUGUUUAAUAAAA